AGUUGUCAUAGAAACAAAAAAGCUUGUAUGAGGGACACCACUCCAGCUGUCAUGAUGUUCGUGAAUGUGAGCUAAUGUUGUUGCACAUAAAGUCUCUUCUUUGUGAUGAGUAGUGAUGUCAUAUGCAACAUUCUAAGUUAGAUAGGCCAAGGACUGGAGAGACUUUCUCAGGGGUUCUCGACAGCUACUACACCAUCAUGGAGCUGACAAAGGAUAUCACUGCUGAAAAACUGCAUUUUCCACAAGAGCAGAAGAUUCUUACUGACAUGGCUGAAGUCAAGGAUCUUUCCAAUUUCAAAAUCUUUUCUGAGAAUCAACUGUUUGAAAGAGUUGAGAACCUUCUCCUUCAGAAAAUAUUAGAUGACGAUAAAGCAGCUUAUUUUCAGCUUGGGCUUCUUUACUUUGAACAGGGAAUAUAUGAUAAAGCUUUUAUGUAUUUCGAUUGUUCCAAAGACUUUGAUCUCCAGUCUUUAUAUCAAACAAGUGUAAUGUUGUAUGAUGGGCUUGGCUGCACACAAGAUACAUGCAAGGCAGUGGAAUAUAUGAUGCAUUUGUCCCAAGUCUCCUCACACCAUGCAAAUCAUCUUCUGCCUGCAGUUUGUUUCAACAUCGGCCGUGCCUAUUUUCAGGGAUUUGGUAUAAAAAGGCAGUCUGACAGUGAAGCUGAAAAGUGGUGGCUAAUGGCAGCUGAUGAUGGUAAUCCCAAAGCCAGUAUCAAGGCACAAAGUGCCCUGGGGCUGUUCUACUCUCGAGACAGUGAAUACCGUGACUUGAAAAAAGCCUUUUUUUGGCAUUCAGAGGCUUGUGGCAAUGGAAGUUUAGAAUCUCAAGGAGCUCUGGGUGUGAUGUAUAUGUAUGGUAUUGGAUUGAAGAAAGACAUGGAUGCAGCCUAUAUUUGUUUGAAGGAUGCUUCAGACAGGGGCAAUGUCUAUGCUAUGGGAAACCUAGUCUCUUAUUACUAUCGCCUGAAGCUCUACACAAAAGCAGCAGAUCUGGCCAGCAAGGUUGCUGUGCUGAAUGAUGUACAGUUGCUUGCACAGGAAACAGACUGUUUACCAGGCUACAUUAGAAAAGGGAUCAGCAUAGCAUGCUUCUUCUUUGCCCGGUGUUUGUCAGAAGGUCUAGGCAUCAAACAGGACAAAGCCCAUGCAAAGGAAUUCUAUUCAAGGAGCUUUUUCUUUGACGCUGAUGUCUGCGCCAAGCUUCAGAACAACACGCAGCAUGGAAUCAUCUAGAGCGAGUCAGGACAACGAGGAACGAGGCGAUGGUCGCGCCUAACGGAUUGGUCGUGAUCGUAGAAAUAUUGUUUUUGAGAGAUAAAUGUGCUGAAUUGCACAGAAUACUUCUUCUCAUCGUGGCAGAAAAUCCCUUGAGCAGAACUCCAGAAGCAUGUAUGUAUGUGUGUGUGUGUGCGCGCAUGGGAAAGAGAACAUCUCAGAAACUGAAACAGAACUUUUCAUGCCACUAGAUACUUGGUUUAAAUGUGAGAGGAACAAAGACCUCAGUAACGGUUAUAGUAUCAAACUAUAUAGUUUGAGUAUGUAUUCUUAUACUUCGUAUACUUUUAUAAGUAAUCAUUAAAGCAUAAUAUAUAUUCAGCUUUUUUACGUAUUUUAUUUCGUUUUUAUUUUAUGAAAAUUGCCAACAACCUUCUGAUAAGAAUGAUUUCCUUUCCUUCAUCGACCUUCUUGUCCUUACAAAAGCUUAUACAUUCGAUUACUUUUAAAAGCGUUCAUCUAAUCUGAAACCACAAACUGGAUAUCCUUCUCGUGUAGUGCGUGAUAAGCCAGGGACAUAAUAAAGUAUGUGAUUGAAAAUGUGUUCUCCCAGCGAUAAAGCACAUG
Pomacea canaliculata is the source of this 1844-nucleotide messenger RNA. RefSeq names its product LRP2-binding protein-like. NCBI's taxonomy places the organism in Eukaryota, Metazoa, Mollusca, Gastropoda, Architaenioglossa, Ampullariidae. Gene Ontology annotation, molecular function: protein binding. The record is from RefSeq and is a predicted model, not a curated record.